Molecule: messenger RNA, 3225 nt
Organism: Erpetoichthys calabaricus (reedfish)
Lineage: Eukaryota; Metazoa; Chordata; Cladistia; Polypteriformes; Polypteridae
Product: activin receptor type-1
Exons: 10
Coding region: 570-2117 (515 amino acids)
Biological process (GO): BMP signaling pathway; dorsal/ventral pattern formation; heart development
Cellular component (GO): BMP receptor complex; plasma membrane
Molecular function (GO): SMAD binding; transforming growth factor beta receptor activity, type I; ATP binding
Source: RefSeq, a predicted model, not a curated record
ACGCGCGCGCACGCACUCGACUCCACCGCAAAGGACGGUGAUGCAUUGGAAUCGUGCUAUUUUAAUUCGUUCUAUAGGUGAACUUUGGAGUGAAUGAACAAACGACUCGCCACAAUCCUGUGAUGCUAAUGGAAAGACAAUCUUUGUCUCUCCAGGUGGCUGUUACGCGAAAGAGCAGGGAGGAAAUGAUGUGGUAAUGGUCUUUUAAUUACACUGUUAGACUCGGCUCUGGGAGGCCACUUCCUUCUUCGGGAUUUGGUGCUUGCAGGCUGUGCUGCUGGGAAAAAAAGUUUCAUCUCGUUUUUGCUCUCACAUACUCGUUCUUUUUCGCGUGUCUAUUUUUGUUUCUUUCUCGGUGUAUGAUCGUUGAAUUCCUCUUCGCCGUUUCGGCAUGAGCGGCACGAGGACGCUUCCAAAGCGGAGCAGAGGAAAGUUUACCGCAAUGCCGGGCGAGUUCGAGAUCUGUCGGGCUUCCCAGUGGGCGUCUACACCGAUGGCUUAAGCUGCCCUCUGCACAAGCUUGCAGCGCGAAUACGGACUUCUGUCGCUUAGGAUUGGUUUCCUAUCAAAUGAGCUUUACAAUGGUAGAUGGAAUCAUGUUUCUAACUGUCUUCAUGAUGUUAAUUUUGCCCUCUUCUAGUGUUGAAGAUGAAGAAUCAAAAUUAAAAGGGAAGCUAUAUGAGUGUGUAUGUGAAGGCAUGUCCUGUGUCAAUGGAGAUCGUUGCCAUGGUCAGCACUGUUUUUCAGCUCUGAGUCUAAAUGAUGGCAAAUGGGUUUACCAGAAAGGAUGCUUUCAAGUUUACGAACAAGGCAAAAUGACCUGCAAAACACCUCCGUCUUCCGAUCAAGCUGUAGAGUGCUGUCAGGAGGACCUGUGCAAUCUGAAUAUUACUGCACAGCUUCCUAUUAAAGGGAAACCACGGUACGGUGAAGCUCUGGCUUACAGUGUGCCAACACUGGCUAUUGCCAUUGUAGCCCCAAUUUUAGUGCUUAUAAUUCUGGCUGUGAUUGCUGUGUAUGUCUUCGGAAAAAUAAACCGGAAUCAUAUGGAGAGGCUGAAUGCCCGUGAUGCUGAGUAUGGGACAAUAGAUGGCCUUAUUGCUUCUAAUGUUGGUGAAAGUACACUGGCAGACCUGUUGGAUCAUUCAUGCACAUCAGGCAGUGGAUCUGGUUUGCCUUUUCUUGUGCAGCGAACAGUAGCUCGACAAAUAACUCUAAUUGAGUGUGUAGGUAAAGGCCGCUAUGGAGAGGUGUGGAGAGGCCAGUGGCAGGGAGAAAAUGUGGCUGUGAAGAUAUUUUCUUCAAGAGAUGAAAAGUCUUGGUUUCGUGAGACUGAAAUUUAUAACACUGUCCUCCUCCGGCAUGAAAAUAUUUUAGGUUUUAUUGCUUCUGAUAUGACUUCAAGGAAUUCGAGUACUCAGCUAUGGCUGAUUACGCACUAUCAUGAAAUGGGUUCUCUUUAUGACCAUCUGCAGCUCACCACUCUGGACACAGUGAGCUGUCUGCGGAUGGCUCUAUCCAUUGCAAGUGGUCUGUCACAUUUGCAUGUGGAAAUCUUUGGCACACAAGGAAAACCGGCCAUUGCACACAGAGACUUAAAAAGUAAAAAUAUCCUUGUGAAUAAGAAUGGUCAAUGCUGUAUAGCAGAUUUAGGUUUGGCCGUGAUGCAUUUUCAAGAUACCAAUCAGCUAGAUGUUGGGAACAACCCUAAAGUGGGGACCAAGCGCUACAUGGCACCUGAGGUUCUUGAUGAAACUAUUCAGGUUGACUGCUUUGAGUCUUACAAAAGGGUUGAUAUCUGGGCUUUUGGGCUUGUCCUGUGGGAAAUUGCCAGAAGGACUGUUAGCAAUGGAAUUGUGGAAGACUACAAACCACCAUUUCAUGAUGUAGUUCCUAAUGAUCCAAGUUUUGAAGACAUGAAAAAGGUUGUUUGUAUUGACCAACAGAGGCCAAACAUUCCUAACAGAUGGUUUUCAGAUCCCACAUUAACAUCGAUUGCCAAGCUCAUGAAAGAAUGCUGGUACCAGAAUCCUUCUGCAAGGCUAACAGCUUUACGCAUCAAAAAGACUUUGACAAAAAUUGAUAAUUCUUUGGCUAAAGUCAAAGCUGAGUGCUGAAACUCUGUAGGUCCAAAAGCAACUGAAAAACUUUUAUGGGGGGAUAAAAAAGGAACAAUAGGACCUUAGAGUUGUUUUCCUUGGAAACAAUCAGUGGGAUCCGUCCCAACACCUUGCUCUUAUAGAGGCAUGGAUUAUUUAUUUUAUAACCACCUGAUGGGCAGAAAAAUUAUGCAUCCAAAGAUGGCUUAGUGGAUCUCCAAAAGACUGAUAAGGCGGUGCGCUCUGCUGUCCAUCUGGAAAACCACAUAGGAUCUUGCCUAUUUUCAUUCUUCAAAGAAGAAACUGUCAUCUGGGCAUUAAUGAUUGCUUUAGAGCAGCAGUUCUUUUUAGACACUGCCUGAAUGAAACUGAUACAAACUAAGCCCAUAUUUCAAUCAGCAAUAUUGUCUACGCUUCUGUCUUUUAUUGCACUAGCAGCCUUUCGCAUUCCUAACUUGCACUGUUACUGACGCAUUUUAAACAGAAACCAACUUGCCAAAAAUAGAUAGGUUUUCUUUGCCACUAACACUGUAACUUAGAUUUGUCACACUGAGCAACUGAUUUAUGUGUGCGUGUAUACACACGCACAAACACACACACACUUCAUUUUUAGCAGCAUCUCUUGCACUGUUGUUUACAUUGUCAGAAAAUAGGAUUUCUUUGUGUUCGUUAUGAACUUGUAACUUAUUUGUUGCUAAUGCACUGAGUAGUUUCUGAAUUGUUCAGCCAUUUUUUGUGCCUGUCCCCUUGCUUUGUAAACUAUAAAUGAUUUUAGCAGCCUUAAUGUUAUUCUUUGCAAAAAUUUUGUAUUCAUGUCACAGUUCAUAUGCAUAUUGUAAUCUAAUGUUUUAUCUUUUUUUUUUUUUAUAAACUAUUGGGUUAAAUGCUUACAAUAAAACACAUUUAACUAAAAAAACAAACACUCAAGUUUUUAAUUUAUACAGGAAUCUGCAAAGGGAUGUUUCUAACAGAUUUCAAGGCUGGAAAACUUACAGAGGUGCAUUGUAUAUUCUAGGAAAAAAAUGCAUUGUAAACUCAAAUUGAAAUGGAACUAUUUUGUUUUAAUCAACAUUUUUAUAUUUAGUAGUGAUUUGUAAAAAUUAAAUAGAAUGUUUGCAACCAAGAA